This is a messenger RNA of Spodoptera litura, 4582 nucleotides long. It is a transcript of the gene Atg9, whose product is annotated as autophagy-related protein 9. The record is from RefSeq and is a predicted model, not a curated record. Gene Ontology annotation, biological process: reticulophagy; protein localization to phagophore assembly site; autophagy of mitochondrion. Gene Ontology annotation, cellular component: autophagosome; phagophore assembly site. NCBI's taxonomy places the organism in Eukaryota, Metazoa, Arthropoda, Insecta, Lepidoptera, Noctuidae.
ACAUCAAAUCAAGCUGUCAUUCGUGGUUUAUUUUCGUCAUUUGUGAAGUGUAUUCAUUUCUUUAUUCUUAGGGUCUUACAAAAUUCUUUGUAUCCUUGAAACAUAUUACAUUAAUUUAAUCAAAAGAAACAAUUUUAACGAAAAUACAAACUUGAAUUUAAAGAAAAUUGUAAAAACAAAAAUCCUUUGUAUGAUUUCAAAGUUGAUUGUGUUAUUAUUUUUUACGUUUCUGGGACAAAGUCAAGAAUGUCUAGAUAGUAAAUGGCCUCUGCGUAUUGUGAUUAGACGUAGAAACGUAUUAUUGUGUUGAUAUUUAUAUUUUAUUAUGGCACAUUUUGGAAAACGCGAUGUUACCUACAGCGCUCUCAACAACGAAUUAACUCCGCCACUGGGUGGUCUGGCGGAGACCACGAAUGCAGCUCCAACUUUUAUAACACUGGACCACGAGCAUGAGGAUGCUAACAAUGUUAUCAUCCACAAAGUGCCCAAAAACAAAGGAGGAUGGACUCACAUAGAGGACCUAGACUCAUUUUUUACAAGAAUGUACAGAUACUAUGUUCGUGGUGGAUUUUAUCCGAUGAUAAUGUCCGACUUGUUUUAUUUGUUGCAAUUUAUUUUCAUAGUGUGGUUUUCCACAUUUUUGGUGUAUUGCGUAGAUUAUACAAAAUUAUUUAGGAAUGGCCCAGAUGCUAAUAGAAGUGACAAAAUUAGUUUAAAUGAUGUUAUUCUUCCACCAGCCGUAUGUGUGAAGAGUGUAGCCUGGAAAUGGUGGUGCCUCGUCACACUGUGUGCUGUUAUUUGGCUGAUGAGGCUAAUUAUAUCAAUAUACCAUUUAUAUUACGCAUAUGAUACCAAAUUAUUUUAUAAUAAUGCAUUAAAAAUAAAAGAGAGUGAUUUAGUUUGGAUCAACUGGUCCACAAUUCAAGACAGAGUGAGAGAAGCCCAGCCAGAACACCACAUGUGUGUCCACAAACAAGAGAUCAACGAACUAGAUAUUUAUCAUCGAAUACUCAGGUUUACAAAUUAUAUGGUGGCAAUGGUGAAUAAAAAUCUACUUCCUCUGCAAAUACAUGUGCCUUGUAUUGGUGAUUUUCACUAUUUAUCCCGAGGGUUGAAAUGGAAUAUCGAGUUUUUAUUAUUUUAUAGUCCGUGGAGUCCAUGGGAAAACUGUUGGCAACUCCGUGCAUGUUAUAAGGAUCACUCAAAACGAAUGUUACUAGCACGACAGCUUGAGAGACAAAUAUUAUGGUUGGCGAUAGUAAACUUACUGCUCGCGCCUCUUAUACAGGCGUGGCAAAUACUGUACUUCUUCUUCAAUUAUGCCGAGUUAAUAAAACGUUCGCCCGCGUCGCUUGGUCUCCGAACGUGGUCGUUGUACGCUCGCAUCACACUGCGUCACUUCAACGAGCUGGAACACGAACUACGCGACCGACUGAACAGAGCCCACAAACCAGCUACUAAAUACCUUGGGAGCUUCUCAUCGCCCAUCACCACUGUAAUAGCCAAGAACGUCGUAUUUCUAUCGGCGAGUAUCCUGGGCGUGCUAGUUGUGCUGUCGGUGUAUGAUGAAGAUGUACUGACAGUGGAACACGUGCUGAGUAUCAUCACCAUACUUGGCUGCGUUCUAGCUGCUGCCAGAGCUCUAAUUGGAGAGGAAGAACGGUUAGGUGGUGGGUGCACAGGUCCUGCUCGAGGUGAGGAACUGUUUGUCCAGGUCCUCGGUCACGUACACUAUCUGCCCGCCGCCUGGAGAGGACGCGCCCACACCAAGGACGUCGCCGCCCACUUCCAACAACUCUUCCAGUUUAGAGCCGUAUACAUCUUCUUCGAGCUGCUGAGUCCGUUACUAUGCCCCCUGAUACUGUUCUCGCUUCGUUCCCGAGCUCUGGACAUCGUGGACUUUUACCGCAAUUUCACUGUUAGCGUACUUGGCAUUGGCGAUGUUUGUUCAUUCGCACAGCUGGACAUUCGACGACACGGUCACCCAGAUUGGCAUACGCCCGGCAAAUUGAAAGGAGCCACAGCGAACACGCAAUACGAUCAGGGUGAAGGUGGCAAGACGGAGCUCUCACUAGUAGCAUUCUCCUGCCGCCACCCUGGAUGGCAACCCACCGAGCCAUCGCAGCGUCAGUUCCUCAGGUCUUUGCGUCAGAGCAUGCACCAUGCUAUACCUGCCAAUAAUCAUCUUAACAAAACGAUGCUGGGUUCGUACAUUCAACAGAGUUUAUUUGGUGCUAUCACACCGUUGCCAGCAGUGCUCUCUUAUUACCCACAGCAGAAGCAGCCGUAUAGAUUGCCAGACAUGGACGAGACUAGUGAUGAAGACGAUGCUCCCCCCUCUGGUCCGACUCGCUCGGCCCAGUCUAACACUCCCCUCGGCCUGGCGGGAGUCAGCUCGGUACUAAGUACAAGUGUUCUUAGCACUGAAGCACCAAGGCAGCCUGGAGACGACACCCAGGACAUGUCUGUUAGCACGCUACAUCUGUACGAUCUGCAUCUGACUCAGGCGGGUCAGAACGUGUCGUGUUGUACGAACAAAUGCAGCGAGCGACCGCGGACGGGCCGGUGGGACAGCGCGGAGGGCGAGGACACGCCGCUCCUCCACCGCCCAUAACACCGGUGCUCACUGUCUCCGCGUGGCGUCAAGUAUCCCGUCUGGGUAUAGACCACCCACGCUAUUUAGACAGUCGCUUCACAAACCUAUUCGUAAUUUUAACGCCUUUUUUCUACUACCAGUACCUCUAUCAUGACUUUAAAGCAAUAAUACUUGUCUUUGUGUAUGGUAAGUUCUACAGUGGAACUGUCUUAGUAAUAUUAUAAAUAAGAAUUUGAAUUGGUUUGGUUGUUACUCAAUCGCGUCAAAACGACUAAAGGGAUCGGAAUAAGAUUUUGAAAAGUGGUAUAUUAUAGUCUGGAGUCAAAUAUAGGCCGCCGAAGAUAAUCAAUAGAUUGCUAUACAAAAAAUUACCUCGUCUAUUAAUCUAACUAUUAACUAUUGCUUCAACUCAUGGUACAGGUACAGUUUGAUUUUGUUUGUUCGUACACAUGUCGUAGCGUAUGUCGUUUAAGCAUAUCGUUUACGCUUUGUCUAUUCACCCUACAAGCGUUUCAUAACAAGCUUCCGCUAUGCUUGUGUGCGAACAAAGAUUUUUAUACGGCAUUAUAUACAUGACAUAAUCUUGGCUUUUCUAAUAUGAUUGGACAUAAGACUUUUAAUAUUGCCAUAGUGUUCUUGUGCCUCAAAUUAUAUUAGUCAAAAGUAGUAUGUAUUGCGUACAAUGCCGUGUACUUUAAUCAUCAUUUUUAUUGUAUCAUUUAUUUGUAUUUAGGUAUAAGUACUUUACGUUUUGUGUCCAGUUUGUAUCGACUCAUUCUAAAAGCGUGUGGUCAGUCUGUACUGGGCGACUGACAUAGUUUAUAGUGUUUAUUAAUUUUGAGUAAAGUUGUCCAGAAUAUUUUAUUGUCCCUGACACUGAAAGCAAUACGCCCUUGAGUCACAACUUCGACUCACUUUGCUCAAAAUUAAGUGUCAGUGGGAGAGAGUACCACCGUGGGGCAUGUUGUCAUCGAUUUGUAUUUGAGGACACUUUAGGUAAUUAUUAGAUAUAGAACGCACAUUCUUUCGUCUCGUUUGAGACUCGUAUGCAUCUUUACAGCACGACAGGUCAGCGCUGGCUCGUCAUUUACGAAGUGCGACCUUGCGUCACUAUAUCUAGUACUGGACAGCGUAUAAUUUGUUCAUUAUGAUCAUUUAUAUUUCUUUUAGUUUGCAUGGGAACAAUGUGUUAGUUAUAUUUAGGUUAUUUACCAUACAAUUAGCGUGUGCUAAAAUUUUUGUUCAAGUUGAAUUGACUCCACUGUACGACACGAACACUACGCGUGUCUCCUCGCAUCGAACACGUUCGCUUCGUAAUACACACUUCACAUAUUGUUAGCUGUUAUAGUCAUAAAUAUAUCUAAAACUAAAAGCAAUAAAUAUUUAAGGUAAAUUCAUAGUUAUAUACAGUUGCUCCAGUGUAUCAUAUGGAAUAUUUUCUAUAGUUAAUAUUUUUAUAGUCAUAUCAUAGCCUUACAUAACCUAAAUAGUGCAAUAGUACAAUCGUUUUUUGAAAAAAGUUUAAAGUACCUGUCUUACGGAUCUCUAAGGAAUUGCGAAUGGGCAGGAGCUAAGAUGGCUUUCGUUCAAACAUAUAGUACUUAACUCGCUGGUCGAAAAAGCAAGCACGAUUACCGAACUGUCCUGAGGUCUACGAGUCAGGUACAGUACUUUUCGUUGCCUGAUUGCCAGUCGAAGAGAUUAUAUAUAAUAUGAUAAUUCCGCCUAACCCUUUGGGGAAUAACCGUGGCUUUAUACUCCAGAUUUGGUAUAUUUGUUAUAUAGCAAUAUAGUGACUGUUGACAAGUGAAGUGCUUCUCAUGCGUAGAGUAAAAAUGCGCGCAUUAAGUACCUGUCCGAAAACCGGCUUCUUACAACUGAAAUAUUAAUUCGUCUUCCUAACAAGGAGACAUUCAAAAUAAUAAUAUUUUAUAGCAAUUUAGAGUGCUUAUAUUAUAACUUUCGUCAGACAUACUAUACUUAUAU